GGAGGUUGUGUUUCUCCAUACAUUUUUUUAACGUCUGUAGACAGAGACUAGGCUUGCACUCCGUUAGACUUUGACCCCCUUUUUGAGGGUAUUCCCGAUCUGGAAAUUACGGAGAUGUAUGUAUGGCAAUGGAUGAAGUAUAUUGUUUGUCCAGUUAUCAAUGGAUGAUGAUGAAGAGUAGUAGACCUAGUGUUAAAGAACAACUAAUGGCUUACCUUGAUAUGCUAUGAUAAAGAACUCAUGCCCAAGAUAACACAUAAAUAUAGCAGUUCUACUUAGGAGACUGAAAGUACUUAUAUUUUUUACUCUGCAAGAUGGAACCAGAAUGUAAGUCCUCCAUAGGCGGAGGUGGUGAUCCCUCAAAUGAAAAUGGUUGGGACAUUGGUAUUGAUCAAUGUUCAUAUUUUAGAGCAGCCAGAACUGAGUUCAACCAAUCAAAUGCAGCGUAUGAAGGCAAGAAAUUGUACUCAGAAAAUUUAAGGAAAUAUAAAGAUGUGGUUGGGUCUGGUGACAAUUUCAAGCCAACAAAUGAUAAAUUUGAUGAUAUCACAUUUAGGACUAGUAACUCUUGUGAACGUUGCACAACAGAUAAUGCAUCUUCAAGCGCCACUUUCAGGCUGCCCUCUAGCGAUGGUCACUGUGCUGCUAAUAACAACCUUUCAGGCUCCACCUCUGAUAAACAGGAUUCUCAGCAACAAGAAUGGAAACAAACUUCUUGUAAAUCGGAAACAACGUCAACCAAGAAUAAAUCAACACUAUUUUUUGAUCCAAAACGAAUAUUUGCCGACAAUAAUAAAGCCAAACAUGAAACAGAAAUAUCAGAUGUGCAUUCACAAUCAUCCGAUACACAAUCAGAUGGCGAGUUGCUAGAUCUACGUGAACAGACCUUACGAUUUGACGCAAAAAUAAAGAAGAAACUGGAAGCUUCUGUAACCACCGACUCGACUCGUUUGAAUUCCGUAAGAAAAAUGAAAAAUAAAAGUUCACCAAAAUCAGAAGAUGAUAAAUCUACUAAUGGACAAAAAACUAAUACUAUUAAAGAGAAUAGUUCGCCAUACAAAGGAAAAGAGAAGUGUUCGUGUAAGGCCAAUCUUUCUGAGAAUAUAACUAACGAUGUUAAGUUUACAUUUUCUGGGGAUCAAGAAAAGCCGAACUGGAAAGGGUCAAAAGUUACUUUUGGUUGUGAGGAGACAAGCCAUGGUCGCGAUGGCUUCGAUCAAGAUCCAAAACCUCAAUCCAGCAAUCCUAGCGAUAAAAUAAAUUUAGACUCAGGCAAUAGGAAAAAGAAUAUGAAAACAGAGAGUGAAAGCUACUCAAGAAGAAAGAAGAAAGUAAAGUCCAAGUCUCAGGACCAGCAGCAAAAAGUGCCGGAAAACAAUGGCAAAUCUAACAGAGGGGGUAGAUCGAAGAGUAAAAGGGAGUGGGAUCAGGAAGCGGAAUGGCCAGGACAGACGAGAGUAGAUGAUGAGCGUGGGAACGCAGGACAGAUGGGAGCAGAUAAUGAGCGUAGAAACGUCAACGUGGAGGGGGAAGUAAGAGAAGAGGCAGCUGAUGGUUCUGGUGACGCAUUGCAACAGCUUUUCUUUGGAAUUCUCAAGACGCUGGUCUGGUUCCUUAGCUUUUUAUUUUUCCUUUUUCUGGUGCUGCUUUCUUUUACUAUAAAUAUUGCCAAGAGGUGGAUUGUGUACACAAUAGUAUUUCUGAAGAUGAUGGUGGGGUGGAUAAGGCGGAAGGACACAUCACACAAUGGCGGACAAAAUGGAGGCUCGCUAUCCUUUGAAGAUAUUCAAGGGAUGCUAAACCUCGGUCCAUCGGAGAAUAUAGAACUACCCACGGAAGGUAAACAGGCAGUUCAAAGGUUACUGAAGUGCAAUGCUGCGGACCCGUAUGCAGUACUUGGCGUAACUUCUGACGCUACAGAUGACACCAUCAAGAGGUACUACCGAAAGCAAUGCAUGAUGGUUCAUCCCGACAAGAAUACGAUGACUGGUGCUGAGGAGGCCUUCAAAAUUUUGGGAAGUGCAUUUGAAAUUAUCGGUGAACCAACGAAGCGUGCUGAAUUUCAUCGAGCCAUUACAGAGAGCGCUCAGAAGGAAAUGUUCCAUAAAGAGUUUGCUGAGCAGUUGAGGAAAAUGCAAGAGGUCUUUGAGGAAAGGGCAAAUACAAUACGUUGUUUAGUGUGUGGAGGCAAGCAUUUAAGAUAUUUGACAGACCGUUCCCCUUAUUCUGCAAGAUACUGUGCAAAGCAUGAUACUAGGCACCACGCAACAGAUGGUGAUAUCUGGGCCGAGUCCUCACACCUUGGAUUCCGUUGGCAUUACUUUACAUGUACAGGACACCAGAUAUAUGAUGUCACAGAGUGGGCAAAGUGCCAGGAUAUGAGACUGAUGCAGAGUAACGCCCACGAAGUGCGAUACCGAUUUGACACCAGGCGACAACAUCGUCAACGUACUGCACCACCACCGCCAAAUUUUGAGGAUGCGUUUUGGGACGAGUUUUUACGUCAGACGUGCAACAUGGACCAACCUACAAGAAACCAAAGUGCAAACCCUAACAACCAACAACGCAAACAACAUAAGAAGAAACACAGGAAGAAAAAAGGUUUUUAAAUGAAUAAUUAGCAUCAAAGAUGUAAUUGUUAAUUUUACUUUGCUUCCAUGUUAACAAUUUGUAAAGUUGCCUUUUACUGUUAUUGGUUGCUAGGGCAAGCCAGGGUGAUUAAAUAGGGGCAGGGUGGAGGGGGGCCCUGGGUGCAGGAAUUAAAGAUAUACCUAGAUGAAACCAAUAUGGGCCUAGGUGAAACAGGUAUGGGCCUAGGUGAAACCAGUAUGAGCCGUAGUAAGCUACAACUUGUAAUCUUUUUAGUAAUAAUAUCUUCCAUAAUGGGUGGUGCUGAAAUUAAAAUCUUGUAAUUUUGACCUACAGAAUACUGAAGCUGUUAAUAUAUUUAAGUAUACAACUAUUAUUUGAAAUAAAUUACUGGACUACAACAUGCAUGGAGAAUAUAUACAGAAUGUGGACUGGAAGUUUAAUAAAUAUUAUAAAGCUAAGGAGUCUUUAAAAGUAAAUAUUUAAGAAUAAUUUAGUUGAUAUUAAUUGAAAGCUAGGGGGUCUGAUAUCAUGAAAGCUAUUUAUCAAAUUAUAAGGUAUACUCUAUAAAUUUCCAGAUUACUGUUUUUUUUGUGCAAAAUUCAUCAGUUAAUUAAAUGUAAGUACAUAAGACAACAUUGCAGAAACAUUUAAAAUGUACUGUACAGACAUUUACUGUAAAACUUCCAAUAAUAACCCUGGGUUACUAUUAAUAAAAUUAAUGUUGGCACUUGAAAAUUAUAAACCCCAGCUUUUCACAUCAGGAAAUAAUACAAAUAUAUAACUACAGUAACAUGUGUAACAUUUUAUUAAAAAAUAGGUUUGCUUCUCAUCUUUUGAUUUGAAUAUACAGUAUAUAUAUGUUUUUGUCUAUAGUUUUGGUACUCUAAUUGUAACACCAUGGAUUAUUAUUAAAGUAGUGUGUUGUUAUUAUAGAUUUACUAUUGGAGGGGGUUACUAAUAGAGAAAUGGGUUAUUAUUUGAAGUUUUACGGUAGUACUAAAUACAUAAAACUACAAAUUCAUAACUGCAUAGUUUAAAAAAAUGUUUGCUAAAAUGAUAAAAAUAUGUUUAUAAUAGGUCUAUUUGGUUUUAAGUUUAAACUUUGGAGUAUGGCAUUAUUAUUUAUUGUUUUACUGUUAAAAUAUAUCAUACAAACAUCUGUGUAUUAUAUUAAUAUACAGCAUGUCAUGAGUAUUAAAUUCUCUAUGAAUUGCCUCUGUAAGUUGUCAUAAACAGCUAUUAUUUCAUCUGUUUACAACUUACAUAAUUGCUACAUGAUGCAUUGUUUAGAUAAGAUUUUUUUGAUGGACAAGUAAUUGUUGAAUUAAAUUUUGUUUGAAUGUAGGUUAAUACUACUAUGUUCCUUGCACCAACACAUCAUGUGGCAAAUACAAGCCAAAACCAUUCACUCGUUGCCAAUCAUGCCAAAACAUACUGGCAUGUCAAUUUUUUUUUAAUGUUUGAUGGAACUAAACUAAUGUUUAUAUAUCUAUACAUCAUGCAGUGUUGUUAUUUUCUCCAUUCUUGAUGUUAAAACAACAAUUUGGUGAUGGUUUCUGCCCAAAAUUGUAAACUUCGGAUGCUGGUUUCUCUAUACAGUACUGUACUGUUCUUUAAACAGCUGCAUGCAUAAAAAAUAUAAGUGAAAAAUUAUGUUUUCCAAAAUAGUUGUUCAAAGUAUAUAAUUAAUAUUGAGUUAUAAACAAAUUUCCAUUUAAGUGCAUGUUGAACUUUGAAGCCACUGAGGGCAGCAAAUACAAAUACAAAUGUUAUGGUGCAAUAGAGAGCAGCAUAUCAAGGAAUGGGGUGACGGGGAGCUAGCUUGCAAAAUAAGGUGAUCUUUAUCUACUUGAGCAUGAUUUUUGCCUCAUAAAUUUUCAAGUGGGGUUAGGCACCUGGGGAGCAUGCUUUUUUAGAGGAGUGUCCCCCAUGCCCUCCCCUAGAUACACCACUGCUGCAGUGGUGGUUCUCCGUAUCUUCUAAUCACUCUAGAAUUUUUAUAAUUGCAUUUUAUGUUCUAAAGGAAGGAAAAUGUAUUUUAGGUAUGCCUAUAAAGUAAUAAUCAGUACUCCAUGCUGAUUGGCUGACAGAUCAGCUAACACUUUGUGUCCACCAAUCCUGAAUAUUGUUAUAUUGCCAAUAUGUCUUCUCAAAACUUUCUUUUAAUUAUGCUUUAUAUGGAUCACUUUUGGUUAAAAUACAAAAAUAAUAUAUGUCUUCUUUUGUUUUUGGUAAUAUGUUGAAUUAUAAAGUUGGAUGUGAAUAUAUUUUGUUGAUAUCACUUGAUAAGAAAUGGAAUGACAACAAUCAUGAAAAUUAUAAAUAAAACUUGGCAAAACGUUGAAAUUAA
Messenger RNA from Anneissia japonica, 4942 nucleotides. RefSeq names its product dnaJ homolog dnj-5-like. NCBI's taxonomy places the organism in Eukaryota, Metazoa, Echinodermata, Crinoidea, Comatulida, Comatulidae. The record is from RefSeq and is a predicted model, not a curated record. Gene Ontology annotation, molecular function: dopamine receptor binding. Bases 315 to 2609 code for a protein of 764 amino acids. The transcript has 12 exons.